CACACGAGAUACAAAUGCCCCUCUUCCCAACGCCUGAUGCAAAUAUCUUUCUACAUCCAGUGAACUUGACCUGCUGACGAAAUCAAUCCACCAAAGCCUCUGCUUCCAUUGAUCAACAUGUCUCAGCUCGAGCGCUCCCUCAAAGCAACCAGUCUCUCAGAGACACUUAGUACCUAUGAUGAAUGGGCAAACACCUACAACCAGGAUGUCGAGAAAGAAGAAUACGUCGCUCCCCAACUCGCGUCUCAAGAUUUAGUCACCCAUCUCGGCACUCAAAUCUCCUCAGCUAAAAUUCUCGACGCCGGCUGCGGAACAGGCCUCGUCGGCGAAGCGCUCACAAAGCUCGGUGCUUCAAACCUUCACGGAAUCGACCUAAGUCCCGGUAUGCUUGAAGUCGCUGAGCGAACAGGCGUGUACCAAUCACUCAAUGUCGCCAACCUCGCCGAAACGCUUGAUAUCCCCUCACAGAGUUAUGAUGCGGUCAUUUGUGUUGGGACUAUGACGGAGGGUCAUGUUGGACCCGAGGCUUUUGAUGAGUUUGUGAGAGUUAGCAAGGCUGGUGGCGUUAUUGUCUCGACGAUUCGGGAGUCGGUUUGGCAGGCGAAGGGGUAUGAGGCCAAGGUCAAUGGACUAGCUGAUAAGGGGAGGGUAAAGGUUGUAGCGAGGAAGAGGGAACAUCAGAGGAUUGGAGCUGGUGUUUAUGCGUAUUUUGUUGUUCUAGAGGUUCAGUAGGUCCACGAUGACGAUAACCUUUUCAGCUCAACUUGGGCUAUUACAGGUAGUUAUUACACUACCUCCAGAUAAUAUUUGAGACGUCUUGUUAAAAGCUCAUAUGCCUGUUUUCUGGCGGUUGCAUCGCGGGAAACAUCUCGUAGCCACAUGAUAGGGAUGGUGAUGUUGUAGGCUGACUACAAUCUGGCUCACGUCAGAUCA
Fusarium odoratissimum NRRL 54006 is the source of this 933-nucleotide messenger RNA. RefSeq lists its product as uncharacterized. The coding region runs from base 118 to 732 and encodes 204 amino acids. Gene Ontology annotation, molecular function: S-adenosylmethionine-dependent methyltransferase activity. NCBI's taxonomy places the organism in Eukaryota, Fungi, Ascomycota, Sordariomycetes, Hypocreales, Nectriaceae. The record is from RefSeq and is a predicted model, not a curated record. The transcript has a single exon.